UAAAUUUGCAUAACGACGUGAUAAAAUAUUGUUUAUUUACAGGUGGAAUACGGUGGAAAAACAUACGAGUUCAAAGUAAACACAACCGAAAAUUAUUCUUAUCUUAGUAAUCGCGUAGUGAUUUUCGUACUUGGAUUUUCAUGGAUGUCACUCACCGCCCUGGACGUACGGAGGGCAGAGAUGAAAUUGGGCAGACAGAUGUCACAGACAGUAUCAUCUGCAAGCAAGUAUUCGGGGCAAAGUGAUAUGACAACAUCUCCACCUUCAAGUAGCUUUCAAGAACAUUUGAACGCUGCUCAUGGAAAAGACCAAGCGUUGCCUGUCCUGCAAGCCACAGAUCACAUGGAAAAGGUGCAAGAACCAAACCUAUCUUACAAAAGUGAAUAUGUGCGCUUAGAAAACAGAGAGGCCAAUUCCUUUGAGUUGAAAGGUGCGAUAAAGAGCGUGUCACAAGAAAGAAAGACAAAAGGCAGAAAUAAAGUUAAAUCAGGCAGACGACCUGACUCACGACUGUCAGCUACGUUUGUUAACCCUGGAGAAGAGAAAUCGAAUGAUUUUACUUCUGAAGAACUUCCUCAAACACAAGGAAUAAAUGACGAAAACACUGAGGAAUGGCAGGAGGUACAAAGUAAGAAAAAACGAGGCAGACGUCCAGCUAUUUCACCCCGUCCAGUAUAUUCAAGCACAGAACCCGAAUGGAAAAAAGAGAAUUUCCAGAGACUUGUUAGCAAAUUGCAAUCCGAGUUUCCUCAUUCGAGCAGAGAAACCAUAAUAGAAGCUUACAAUGAAGUUAAAAAGGUGCAUGGAAGUCUGGAUGGACAGGAUUUGAAAUUCAUUAUGCUAGAAGUUAGCCGAAAAUUGAAAAAGACAUGAAAUGCAACUCUAGAAACAAUGAAGUGAUAAAAUUUGUAUAAGUACAGAAUACAAUUUGCGUUGUUUUUAAUUGCCUCAUAUAUCAAUCAUUUACAAAAUGAUUGCCUUUUUUGAUCAAACCGAGCCUGAUAUUUGUUUACUUGGCUGCGUUCUUUCACUUCAAAUGAUCUUAUUAUAGAUUUUAUUAGAAUUUCUUACUAAUAUCCAAGUGUACACAUGACAGACAUUAUGUCAAGGGUAUUGCUUUCUAUAUGUAACUAAAUGGGUAGUUGACAUAAAUGCCCCAUACGGUAAAAGUAACUGAAAUAGAAAGCAAAUACGUAUAUAUGAUUAUUGUUUGAUUAGAUUAUGAAACAAAACAGUAGUGCAUAAGAUUCUUCACGCUUGCAUAUGUAACCAUAUUUGUAGAAGGUGUAUGUACCAAUACAUAUUGUACAUAUGAAAGGAAGGUUAUGCCAUGAUUGAGGAUGGACACAUGGUAUCAAUCCAUGUCAAUAAAUUAGUGACAUACGAUGUAGAACGUUUAGGAAAGCAUCUUGCAUUUAAUCCAACUUGAAAGUGAAACAUGUCCAUGUCAUAAUUUUAAACCAACGUUAUAACGCCUUUACUUGUACAACUAUGUUCAUACACGUGACAUUUUGUUCAGCCAUUCAAUACCGUAUCUGCAUUGUUACAUAUACUCUACUUUAUCAUCGAACUGUUUAAUGUUUUUUUCCGUACAAUAUUCACAUAAACAUCUGCGUAAUUGAUGCGAAGAAAUAGUUAUGUCACAAUUUGUCACAAUAUUGAAAACAAGCGAACAUUACUUUAAAAUCAGCUUUCAUUUAUUUUCUCUGUGAUCAUCUACCUUAAUUACACUGUAAAAUGCAUCAUUUAUACUUGGACCAGGACUUUGCGUUAGUAGCAUUCACAGCUUACACAUACGUCUUGUCAAUGAAAUCAAUAUUUGGUAUUUUGAAAGUAGUAUAAAAUUAAUUGUUUAUGUUUAUCCUAACUUUAAGGUAUUGGACCCCUAAUAGUAAUGUUAACAAACUGGCAUUUGCUUGAUAGUUGACCAUGUUUCGCACUGUGUUGCAAAUUUUAAACAACUUUUACUGUGCAAUUUUUUGUAAAUUUUGUAUAAUUUAUGGUAUUUCCUCAAGCUCAAGUAGAGACAAAUUACAAUGUGAUAGCCACUAUCUAAAACGUUUGCAGAGAAUUCAUUACAGCAUUAAUUUUGAUAAAAGAAACCUCAAACUAUUGUUAAACAAUUAUAAAACACAAAGUAAAACUGUAAAUAUCAUUUUUCUAGGGUGCCUCAAGUAAACAGAUUUAAUGAGACAGAAUUCUAACACCAACAUUGAAAAAAGGUUGAAGGUUGAAUCCUGUGGGUCUGUUUUGAAUUUUGCUCACUUCAUUCAAAAAGUAAAACCUACCUGUAUUUCUUCCAAAAUAUGUAACCUAAAGAAUAAAGGCAAAAUAGAGAGCUUUUACCGUAUGUAACUCAGUAUUUUUAAAGAUGUCUAACUCUACCCCUCCUGAUUCAGAGGUAAAUUCACUUUGAACCGCAAAAAAUAGCUUAUAAAAUUAAAAUUUUCCACUUUUGUACAAUACAUCUAUAAUAAGUCUUGAAAUAAGUAAAAAAUUACUGAAAAAAAAAAGGAAAAUAUGGAGAAAAAAAUUUGGUCCCAGUGGGGCUUAAACGUACGCUCCCCUGAAAACUGCAGUCAGAGUAGGUUUAUAGAAGGAAUUGAAUACUCUUCAAAAAAGAGGUACUCUAUUACGGGUCCAAUACCUUAAAGAAAUCAAUACAUGUUUAUAAAAUGAUUGUUGAUUUUUGAUAAGUGAUAUAUGUAGUUAUGCCGCUACAAGUGUAUUCAUGGUCGGCUUUUAAUGAUAUGUUUUAAAGUGCUUGUUUAUACUGAUAUAUGAUUGUUACACUGCGAGCUGAUACUAGUAUAACACUGGUAUUAUGCUUGGUAUAUGUACCUAUAUAAAUAUUAGAAAGGUGUUUUAUAUAUUGAUAGCUAUUAUUUUCCUGUUGAUCGACUAACAUAUACAUGUAUUAUGAUGAGAGUUAGUCCAUGUAAAAUAUACAAUGAAAAUGUACAAGGACUUUUCGUAUAUACUUUUUGUAAGCGAGAUGAAAACUGUUGAAACAUUGAAAUGCCUUAAAAUAUUUUGAUAAGGCAACAAAUUUUCUGUUUUGAAAAUUUGAUUGCAUAUUUUUAUUUGAAAUAUCAAAACUACAUGUAACUACUACUUGCUAAGCUUGCUAAAAUUACUUUUGAAUCAAGAAUAUAGAUAAGUGAUUAGCAUAGGUUUGUUUAGCAAAAUUUACAGUUACUACUUUCGUUGGGUAGAUUUACACUAGAACGCUUUUGGUAUCUUGUUUUGUACAUCUGUAAUAAAUGAUUUAAAACAGUGAA
Molecule: messenger RNA, 3281 nt
Organism: Mercenaria mercenaria
Lineage: Eukaryota; Metazoa; Mollusca; Bivalvia; Venerida; Veneridae
Exons: 7
Coding region: 145-873 (242 amino acids)
Source: RefSeq, a predicted model, not a curated record